AUGGCUCAUGAGAAGAUGUUUGCAGCGAUUCCCAUGUCUAAGAGCAUGAGAGACAUGUGCAGAGAGGAAGACUAUGCUUUUUUAAAAGGUCAGAAAAGUGGGCCAGCAGCCAAGACUCCAGAGAGCACAGUUUAUGAGGAGUGGCAGGAGUGUAAAGAGGAAAGGCUCCGUCGAAGGCUGGAGAGAGAGCAGCAGGAACAGGAGAGGCAAUGUGAGCUGGAGAAGCAAAGGAGGGAGAAGGAAGAGAAGUGGAUGAGUCAUGUGGCAGAACUAGCAUCUGUGCGUGAGUCUCUGAACCACAGAUUACAGAGGCUACGUGAAUUUAGGAAUUUUCAAAAGGGAGUGUUGAUGCAAGAUUUGAACCUGGAUCCAGAAACAUCAAAUGAGAAACUCACACAUCUCCUAAUGAGACUGUAA
Messenger RNA from Trichomycterus rosablanca, 417 nucleotides. RefSeq lists its product as uncharacterized. Lineage: Eukaryota; Metazoa; Chordata; Actinopteri; Siluriformes; Trichomycteridae. The record is from RefSeq and is a predicted model, not a curated record. The transcript has 5 exons. The coding region runs from base 1 to 417 and encodes 138 amino acids.